This is a messenger RNA of Saccharomycodes ludwigii, 4875 nucleotides long. It is a transcript of the gene ATG2, whose product is annotated as Atg2p. Gene Ontology annotation, biological process: autophagosome assembly; autophagy of mitochondrion; reticulophagy. The transcript has a single exon. The coding region runs from base 1 to 4875 and encodes 1624 amino acids. Gene Ontology annotation, cellular component: phagophore assembly site; extrinsic component of membrane. Gene Ontology annotation, molecular function: phosphatidylinositol-3-phosphate binding. The record is from RefSeq and is a predicted model, not a curated record. Lineage: Eukaryota; Fungi; Ascomycota; Saccharomycetes; Saccharomycodales; Saccharomycodaceae.
AUGUCAUCCUGGUUUCCUCAAAAUAUACAAAAAAGGGUUAUCCUUUAUCUUUUACAAAAAAUAUCACUUUUUUCCAACAUAGAUGUUAGUAAUUUGGAUGUUUCCAUAGGUUCAAACUCUCAUUUUUCCUUUAAAGAUAUAAAUUUAGAUGUAGAUAAUAUAAAGAUACCUAAUAUGAUAGUGAGAAGCGGGGUUGUUGGGGCAAUGGAGAUGCAUCUAAAGGUUGGCGGUGGCGUUUGUAUAAAUAUAAAAAACGUAACCUUUGUAGUAAAACUUUUGAAACCGCAAGACAACGAUAAGGAUAACGCAACAAAUUUUUCCCUAACUAAAAGUGUUAUUGAUUUAACUAAUUCUGUAAUGUUAUCCAUAGAUGGGGAUAAUAAUGGAAAUAUUAAUAGCGGCGAAACUGCUAAUCAGGACGAAUGUAUCUCUUCGUUCUCUUCAUCUUCAUCUUCAACAUCUGCCGCUAGCUCCAGCUCAUCACAAACAUCAUCUAAUGGAACAAAAUCGAAAAAGCUUGGCCCUUUGGAAUCCAUGCGAAAUAAAGCUCUUUCCAUGGCUUUACAAGACUUCCAACUAACAAUACAAAAUUUGGAAAUAAAGCUACUUUUAGUGGAACAAAAUUCAUUGAUCUUACAUAUUGAGACAUUUUCAGCUACAAUUCUGAAUGAGGAACGUCGAAACAUUGUUUUGAAAGGAAUAACUUUGGAAAACCAUCUCAGUUCCACUAAAGCACCGGGCUCUUCAACAUCUGGCCCUUCAUCCUCAUUUAAGGAUACUAAAAAUGCUAACCCAGACUCUUUUAGUAUGAUGGAAGGCAGUAUGCUAUAUUCCGCAGAAGAAGCAACAAGCAUCUUUAUGAGUGCAAUGCAGAGUAUGCCCGAUACCUCAAUUUACAAUGACGCUACUCACAAGGCUGGAAAUCAAGAGACCCUUGGGAAAUCUUCAUCUAAACUUUUUAAUAUAGCAUGCAUAAACAGCACUUUUGAAGGCUUUUCCAGCUUCGAUGAUUUAUACCCAACAGAUAUUCAGACAAAUUUUACUGAGAUUGAAAUUUGGCUUCAAAAUGUUUUAAAACUUGAUUUGACAUCCCUUGAAUUCUUAUUAGCCAGUUUCACUAACCAAAAAAUACCAGACUCAAGUUCAAAAACUGAUAAAUUGUAUUCCUAUAAAAGAUUUCAAAAGGAACAAAACCUACUACCAGAACUUCCCCUUAAAGAGUUGGAGAUUGAAUCUUUUGUUUUGAAUUUAACCGAUAAUCUAAACUUAAAAUUUACUAAAGUUAACCUACAAAACGAAAAUAAAACACAUUUUGAUUUGUCUAUUCAAAAUGUAGAAGCUUUGUUAGAUCAAUCCUACAGCUUGAUAAAUGAUACAAACGGCGAAACGAUUAAAUUUGAAGUAAAUUUAUUAAAAGGUUAUUAUGAUAUCAUUUUCAAUGAUAAGAUAUGUUUUAAUAUAAAUACAAGACUGAUGGAAGAGUUGUUAGGGGUUAUCAACCGAGUUAAUACAAUCCUUUCAAUUGCUUCUCAUACAAAACAAACUUUUAAAAUACACCAAAGUAUUAAUAAUGCAGGCGCAAACAAUAGUAGUGUUACUCAACAUAACAAAUUCUUUAUAAGUUUACCAAAGGGUGCUGAAAUUAAUAUUUUUUUACCAAAAACUAACAAAAUUGUGAUUUCUCUUCCAACUAGUAGGGUUGAUAUACUUGACAAAUUUUUAACACUUCCAGACUUUAGAGUAAUCAUCAAUGGGCAUAAUUUUAUACAAGCAACCGGUAUUUCCAUGGCUGUAAAGUUAAAGAAGGAUAUUAAUUCAUAUGACUAUAAUCAAAAACCGUGUUUAUAUUCAAAUUCCUUCAGAACAAGAAUCUCAGAAGUUAAGUUAAUGUUGACAGAAGAUGUAUUGAGUUCUUUGGUCCAUGAUAUUACAGAAAUGAUGGACAUUUUUUCCACAAGGGAAAAAAAGUCUUUUUUGUCUUCUUCCUUCCACAUUCCUGCUAGCGGAAAUAGUGCCAGUAUCAAAAAAAGCGUUCGAAUAAUGAAUAGUUCAAGUAUCAUAUAUAAACCAAGCUCCAGAGUUAAAAGUAUGUUUUUUAUAGAGGAUCUCGAUUUAAAACUUCUAUUAAAUGGAUCCAUUGGCCAGUUGAAUUUUGCUUCUCGCAACUGCGAAUUUAUUAUGGAGAAUAAUGGCAAUUUCUUGUGUCACUUUUUCAAUACAAUUUUGGUUCGUGUAUUAAACGAUAUUCCAUUGGUCAAAAGUAGGAAUGGGGAGAAAACGGAUGAUGGUCCCAAUAUUACUAUAUUUAAAAAAAAUCAACAACUGAAAAUUUUAUUGGAAAACUUGGUUGUUUUUUAUCAUGCAAAAUUGUUAGAUGAAUUUCAAAGGAAAACACAGGUUAUCGAUCUUACCGUGGAUCCCUCCGAACCUAAAGUAUCCGUUAGACUUUGUGAUAUUAGAUUAAAAGAUUGUGAUUUGCAUUUAAAGCCUUAUAGGUUAAAUACAUUACUUGUACAAAGAAUAAAAAGUGGCAAUAUCGUUAUUUUUAAUAAGGGGAAUAAAAUUAGCGGCACUUUGCGUAAUAUUACACCAUGGUUGAUAGAUAAUAUAGAUCUAUGUAAAACGAUUUCAAAAUUAGAUGGAUUUAUACAUUUAGGGUUAAUUGAUACAUUAAAUCUAAAUUUUGAAAAAAAGUGCAACAACAAAACAUUUCUUUCUCUAAAUAUUGCAAAUUUUGAAGGAUUAUUAUGCUGCGAUUCUUUUAAUUGCCUAAUCCAAACAUUUUUAGAUUUAAAAUAUCCAACAGGGUUCCCAAACAACGAAAAAUAUAGCAUGUGUUUUGAAGAGGAUAAAGAUAUCUUUCAGGAUGUCGAUUUGAACUUUUUCGAUGAUCCUAAAAAUUUUAGCCUUAAGAAAAGUGUUAAGAAAUAUGAAAGCGUUGAUGAAGCGUUUAGAAAACCUGAUGUAUUUACAAAUACUUUUCAAAUUCAAACUGAUUAUUUAGAUUCAUUAUCGAGAAAUAAAACGAAUCUGACUAAAAAAGGGGAGACUAAGACAACCGAUGGUUCUGUUUUAACGUCUAGUUUUCCAAUUGCGUUAGAUGUUGAAAUUACUAUAGGUGACAUCAACUUAAAACUCUAUGAUGGUUAUGAUUGGCGCUAUACAAGAAAAUCAAUUAAUCAAGUAAUUGAAGAGAAAGAAAGCAAGGAUACGGAACAUAGGAAUCAAUCGAUAAAUGCGGAUAGAAGUGAUGGUGAUGGUGAAGAGAACGAAGCUCGUAUUUUGUUUGAUUCGAUAUUUAUACAAAAGGGAGAACACGACCAAAAUUUGCGACAAAGUAUUCAUGAGACAAUUUAUAACAAUGAGGAUAUUAUAAGCAACAGUGAUAAUUCAGGUAAAAUGAGAUUGAAACCAACGAAAAAUUGCAAAGCAGAAAUCCAAAUUAGAGACUUGUGUGUCAAUUUUCAAGGAUUUGACAUUGAUUUCCCCUCAAAAUUCGAAAGUGACAUGUCUGGUGAUGUAAUUAACUAUACGCACUUAAGCGUAGGUGAUGUAGAGAUAUUUGAUCACGUUCCUACAUCUACGUGGAAUAAGUUUUUGACAAGAAGGAAGAAGAGGAAUAAUAAUAAUAAUAAUAAUAAUAAUAAUAAUAAUAAGCCCAACACAAAAAAUUACGAGCAAGAUACCAUUCCGAUAAUCAAUAUACAAAUAGAAACAGUCAGACCCAUUGAUUAUCUUUUUGCCUCUGAACUACGAUUUAAAUUGGAUGAAGUCCCGCCAUUGCGGAUGUAUAUUGACGAAGAUAUGUUGGAUUUUAUGAUUCGGUUUUUCACAUUUAAAGACUCAAGAUUUGAGUUGAUAGAUAUAUAUCCGGAUAUAACUUUUCUUCAAAGAUUUGAAAUAGGUACAAUAAACGUCAAUGUUGAUUUCAAAGCUAAAAAAAUCGAUAAAAGCGGGUUUAAAAGUAUAAUGCUAUCAGGUUUGCGUAAUUUUUUCGUAGUUGAUGGUACUGAGGUGCUAUUAAGACACGUGGUAGCUUAUGGUAUGGAUGGAUUUGGUAUGUUGGGUGAAUAUUUGAAGGGGUGCUGGUUGCCAGAUAUUUUUUCAACACAAAUAGUUCCAAUUUUAAAUGGUAUUUCUCCUGUAAGAACUAUGCUUACUUUGGGAUCUGGGGUGAAAGCUUUGGUUGAAAUGCCUAUUCAAGAAUACAAACGUGACCAAACGGUUUGGAGAGGUGUUCAAAAGGGCAUGCUGUUAUUCUUGCGAACAACUACGGGGGAGGCUUUGAGAUUAAGUGUAAAAUUAUCAACAGGUACACAAACCAUAUUAGAGAACACAGAAUCGCUUAUCAAAACAAAAUUUGAUACAAAUCUUUUAAUUGAGGAAAAUAGUAUUAGCCCUGAUCUGGAUAAUAGCAUAAAGGGAACAACGGACGAACCCGGUACCCUUCUGAGUGACUCUUAUAUCGUGAAACAAAAUAUUUUUGAGGAAAAUCAGCUAAUAAACCAGCAUAGAAAAAGUGCUUUAACUUCAACUAGCAGUAAUGAUCUUGAUGGAUCUGGAAAAGCAGAGGCUAAUAAUAAAGUGAGUUUGUAUGCGAAUCAGCCCGAAAGCCUUCAAGAAGGUCUUGUUAAGGCAUAUUCUUCAUUUGGUAAAAAUAUGGGGGUAGCAUACAAUGUAGUUAAGAAAACAAGCAGUAAUAUAUCUGAAACUAGUAGUAACAAAGAAAUUGCGAUGCGUAUAGCAAGGGCUUCGCCAGUUAUUGUUUUGAGACCAUUAAUUGGUGCGACUGAAGCGUUGUCCAAGACUUUGCAAGGGUUUAGUAAUGAGUUAGGUUCAGAGAAUAAACAGUUGAAUAAGGAUAAGUAUAAGUAG